Molecule: messenger RNA, 1129 nt
Organism: Schizosaccharomyces cryophilus OY26
Lineage: Eukaryota; Fungi; Ascomycota; Schizosaccharomycetes; Schizosaccharomycetales; Schizosaccharomycetaceae
Product: SNARE Sec22
Exons: 4
Coding region: 58-705 (215 amino acids)
Biological process (GO): endoplasmic reticulum to Golgi vesicle-mediated transport; vesicle fusion with Golgi apparatus; retrograde vesicle-mediated transport, Golgi to endoplasmic reticulum
Cellular component (GO): ER to Golgi transport vesicle membrane; SNARE complex; endoplasmic reticulum membrane
Molecular function (GO): SNAP receptor activity
Source: RefSeq, a predicted model, not a curated record
GCCAAGGUUCAGCAAAGGCAGCUUUUGUUUUAUACCAAAAACACGCUCUUGUAGAAGAUGGUAAAAUCGACAAGCGUGACAAGACUGGAUGGUCUGCCGUUGGCUGCCAGUGUGGACGAUGAAUCGACAGAAAGGAAACUAGAAAGCCACAAGAAACAGGCGAAAUUGAUCCUCAAGAGGCUAACCCCAUCAACCGAGAAGCAAGCUUCCAUUGAAGCUGGUGACUAUACGUUUCACUACAUUAUCGAACAUGGAAUUUCGUAUCUUUGUAUUUGUGAUCGAUCGUAUCCUAGAAAGCUUGCAUUUUCCUAUUUGGAGGAAUUAGCUGUUGAAUUUUGGGGCACCUACGGAGAAGAGGCCUUGCAACCAGGGUUGCGUCCCUUUGCUUUUGUACAAUUUGAUAUCUUUAUGCAGAAAUCCAAACGUGUUUAUAAUACACCUCGUGCAAAUGACAAUCUGGACAAGCUAAAUACGGAGCUAAAGGAUGUUACCAGAGUCAUGACCAAAAAUAUUGAAGACUUGCUUUACCGAGGCGAUUCUUUGGAGAAAAUGACCGACUUGAGUUCGGAUUUAAGGUUUUCUAGUGCGAAAUACAAAAAGGCUGCACGCCGUGUCAACUUGGAAGCACUGUGGAAGCAAUAUGGACCUGUCUUUAUUAUUGCUUUUCUCUUUAUCGUCUUUAUCUAUUGGCGCUUUUUUACUUGAUGAAACCUGAUGAGCUUUCUAUGUAUACUUGACUGAGUUGGCAAUGUGGACAAAGAAGGUCGAUGUAAUGUAAGGGUACAGCGAAAAUCUUUUCAAGUUUGAAGGAUCAUCCUUGCUCUCCCUCCGUGUGACAAAGUUGUUUAACGCAUUGUUUUCCAGACAUGUCCAGAAAAAAAAUAAAACAUGAUUUUCGGAAAUGUAUAAUUUUCCAAGUUGAAACAGGAAUGUUCGUAAUAUUUUAGAUUUUGCUUAAUGUUGCUAGAAUAGCAGGCAAUGCCUUUUUAAUCUUUUGCUUCUAAUACGCUUAUUAUAAGAAAUACCGUACUCUUAGGUAGCAAUGGAAUGGAUUGUGAAUGAAAUUGGCAAAUAGACCGAUACAUGGUCUUGUUUUAUUUUUCUACUUUUUUCUUCUCUCUUGUAAGGA